Saitoella complicata NRRL Y-17804 is the source of this 465-nucleotide messenger RNA. RefSeq lists its product as uncharacterized. Gene Ontology annotation, cellular component: plasma membrane. Gene Ontology annotation, molecular function: copper ion transmembrane transporter activity. NCBI's taxonomy places the organism in Eukaryota, Fungi, Ascomycota, Saitoellomycetes, Saitoellales, Saitoellaceae. Bases 1 to 465 code for a protein of 154 amino acids. Gene Ontology annotation, biological process: intracellular copper ion homeostasis; copper ion transmembrane transport. The record is from RefSeq and is a predicted model, not a curated record. The transcript is spliced from 3 exons.
AUGACAUUCACCACCACUCCCCUCGGCACCAUGCUCUGGGGCGACGCAUGGAACCCCAAAACCCCCGUCGCCUACGCCUUCACUUGGCUCUUCCUCUUCGGCCUCUCCAUAUUCUCGCGUAUGAUGUACGCUGGAAAAGCGUGGGCUGAAUCAAAGUGGCUCAAGACGGGCGCUGAUGGAGAAGCGAGGGCGGGGAGUGUGAGUAGUGGUGAUACUGUUGCGAGCUUCAACACUGCCGCGCAGGCUUAUAAGCUGUUGCCGUGGAGGAUGAGUGUUGAUGUGCCGAGGGCUCUCAUCCAGUUUGUCAUUGCCGGUGUGCAAUAUCUUCUCAUGUUGGCAGUCAUGACGAUGAACGUGGGAUACUUCUUCUCCGUGCUCGGCGGAAUCUUCUUCGGAGAGUUGAUCGUGGGACGGUACACGGCGGCCUUCCACCCCGUCGGAAGCGACUUGAACGAGCACCAUUAA